GACAGUGCUGGUGAUAAAGCUUUUGCUACAGGCCCAGAUGACUUUAUGCCAGAAACUAAUUUGGAAGACAAGACUGAUGAUGACGUCCCAAUUACUGAAGAUGUAAAUGAACAAGAAAGUGAUCCAAAUCAGUACCACAUGAGAGGAGGCAUAAACCUUAUCAAGCGUAAGAGACCUAAAAUCAUUCACUCUGUUAGAUUCAAUAGAGAGAAAGACCCAGAAAACUUUUUCAGAGAGCAACUUAUGCUUUUCACCCCUUGGAGAAAGGAGGACAUAGAUUUGCAAGGAGAUUCACAAAGUUUCGAAGAGAGAUUUGAACAACUGAGCGAUAGCAUUUUGUGUAACCGGGAGCCAUAUGAGUAUCACAGUGAAAUACUAGAUAAAGCACUGGCAGAUAUAAUUGUUGAGCAAGGUGAUAAUAUUGGUGACAAUGUUGCUCCAAAUUCAGAACAUGUUAAUGAACAAGAUCGUGCAAUAAAAGAAAAGCCAAGUGAACUGUUUAGCAGCUUUGACCCAGGCAAAAAUAAGCAACACAACCAGUAUGACUUGCUUGAUGACAUUGGCAUAUUUCCUAGAUGUAAUGACCAGGAGCUUGUUGUAAAACGAGUAUCAGAUUUUGAAUACCGUGCACUUGUUCGUUCAUUAAAUGAGAAACAAAGGCAAUUCUUUUAUCAUGUCCUGCACGCAAUCAAAACUAGUGAUGAGCUACUCAGAUUAUUCUUGUCAGGCGGAGCAGGUAUCCUGUUUGAGGUUUUUUAGGGCAUUGGGUACUAGAUUGGUGCAAAUGGCUGGGAAAAUCAAAAUGGCGGGUUUUCAUGCUUGAGAUUGAUAUAUUACUUGCCUACAUUUCUAAUAUACUCAAUUCCUGUGAGUCAAUGAUAGGUGCCGCAUUUACCGAGCCGAUUCUACCUGACAACAGCUCGCAGUAAGUAAUUUUUGGGGUCGCUUUUAUUUGAUUUUGAAUAUUAAUUCAGGAUUUCAUUACCAUACGAAUUUAGCCCGGGGCUUGUUCUCAUGAAAUAUGCAUUUAUUUGAGGUAUUCAUGGCUCUUUGACCCAAAAAUUCCAUAGGGAUCUGAGCGACACGCUAUCAGCCCGAAAGGAAAGGUUCCCCCUCGCUCGCUUUGUAGGAAAGAGACGAUCAGAAGAAGAUCGUUUAAUCCAAGAAAGGCUUCUGAUCGAUACCAAGCUAGAGGGAAUAAGGCAAGAGAUCGAACAAAAGCGUGAAGAGCUCCUCAAAGCUAACAAAGAAGCGCACUGCUUGGAAGAAAGGAUACGCAAGAGAAAACUUAAGACUGCUGGCCUUAGUGCUGAAAACGAAUCACCACAUGCUAAAUCACCAAGAACCACCAGAAUCACCAGCAAGUGUUUUCCCCCCUCUGAUAAACUAGAGCUGUUACAGACUCAAGAACUUAAAAGAAAGAAGAGGACUCUUGCUGCUCUGAGACCAAUACAUUGCAGUAAUGGUGUGAAACCGCAUGACGACAAGCCAGUAUUGGAUGGCAUGUGGGCAUCUCUUGCUUCCAGCACUACUGCAAAGCAGCUUACAUCUUACAUAAGUCAGUCUGAGACCUGUACCUCCAAGGUUCUUCCAGCAAUUGUGAAGAAAAAGGUGAAAGAUUAUGAAUCAAGUGAGGCAAACUCCAUCCGAAGUAUCCGUACCUUAUAUAAUGGUGGCCUUAUUGGUAAAAGGAAAUAUACCACCAUGAGAAACAGCACCGACAAGCUUAAAGAACCUGAAGCUACUGAGAAAACUAAGCUUUAUACAGAGUUUAUGGAUGGAUGCAAAGUUCCAAAACCAGUUCCAUACAAGAAACUUAUGCAAAUUAUAAAUAAUAUUAAUAUUGGAGAAGUUACUGAUUUAGGAAGUUUAGCUGCUAAAUGCUCAUUUCCCCAUGUUGAUGGAGUUUACCGGCCACUCAAACCAUUUCUCUUGCAACUAGCAGACAUGUACAUAACUGCCCAUGAGAAAAAUCGAUGCCUUCAUUGGUUUAAAGGAGAGAAAGGAACAUUUCAAGUGGCUAUCGGAGAAGAUGGUGCGCCUUUUGUAAAAGAUAUCACUGCAACUGGCACCCCCAUGCAGUCCGACCGGCAGAUCAGAGGUUACUUGAAUGGAGGGCACGUGGCAACAGGGUGAGGUGGAUAGGCCGUCGGGACCUAGUUACCCUUCCACAUGCAGCAAUAGUCUGGACAGGAAUCCACACAGC
This is a messenger RNA of Nematostella vectensis (starlet sea anemone), 2206 nucleotides long. RefSeq lists its product as uncharacterized. The coding region runs from base 1504 to 2136 and encodes 210 amino acids. The transcript is spliced from 3 exons. The record is from RefSeq and is a predicted model, not a curated record. Lineage: Eukaryota; Metazoa; Cnidaria; Anthozoa; Actiniaria; Edwardsiidae.